Messenger RNA from Pieris rapae (cabbage white), 4005 nucleotides. RefSeq names its product probable beta-hexosaminidase fdl (gene FDL). Bases 501 to 2447 code for a protein of 648 amino acids. Gene Ontology annotation, molecular function: beta-N-acetylhexosaminidase activity. The transcript has 6 exons. Gene Ontology annotation, cellular component: membrane. Gene Ontology annotation, biological process: ganglioside catabolic process; carbohydrate metabolic process; glycosaminoglycan metabolic process. The record is from RefSeq and is a predicted model, not a curated record. NCBI's taxonomy places the organism in Eukaryota, Metazoa, Arthropoda, Insecta, Lepidoptera, Pieridae.
GAGGUACAAUUACAAUAUAGUGUUUUCAAUUCGCUGAUUGUUGAAUGUUGAUUAUAAUUUCACUGGUCAAUUUAUUUUUGUAAUUUUAUAUGCAGUUGAUUAGUAUGAAGAAUGAAUUGCGAUUUUAUUUUAAAAUCUACGCCAACUUCGUGUUUCGCUUUUAAUGACAAUUUUCGAGAGGUUAUCAAAAACUUAUUGAAAUUUAUAUUGAACAGUUUCCAACAUAUUCUUGUUUUGUAAUUACAAACCAUAAAUAAAAAUAGAACUUUCGCUUCAGGGAGAUUCGUUAGAGCAGGUAUAUAUUGUGAUUAUGCGAGGAAAGUGAUAAUUGUGUUUAAUUAAAACAUUUGUGUUUAUUUUUGAAAUAAAUAUUUUGUGGUUUUCAAUAACACUUCGCAGGCACAGAUAUUUCUACCUUUCCGCUGAUUAUGUGAAAAUGAAUUAUGCACAAAGCUGAUGUUAUUGGCAUAUCUUUAACUUAUUUGUCAUGAUCCGACGAAAUGGCAGGCCCUCUUCAUAACAGUGCUGUUUUGUUGACAAUGAAGUCGUGGGGUGAAGCGCUAGUGCGGAAUGCGUCUGCUCAUUUCAUGCGUGUGGGCAGGCUCCGACGGGCGAUGUUCCUUCUCGCUGUGGUUGCUUGUACCGGGGUUGCGCUACUGUAUUGGCGGCAACAGACUGCCGAUCAGGCGCACAGACCAAUACACAGUCUUUACUCAGGUAUUGAGCCGCAAUGGUCCUGGGUAUGUAGAAACGAGCGCUGCGAAAGACUCCUUGCAGCAGAAACAACGUUGCUUCAGUCUCUGGCUACGUGUAACAUGCUGUGCGCGUCAACGCAAUUGUGGCCGCAACCCACUGGUCCAGUCAGCUUAGCGACUGCCGCAGUACCCGUCAGAGCUGAUUCGAUCACCCUGCAAAUACGAUCCUCACCAUCGCGUGAAGUCUCCAAUUACCUUACCGGUGCCUUCUCACUGUUCAUCAAAGACUUGAAAGCGUUAGAGAGGAAUGGGAAUACGGAAAGUCGAAGAAACGACAUUGGUGCCACGAGAGACGUUGUUGUUCGUGUUGCUGUUAAUGGCUCCGUCGAUCCGCGACUACUUCUCAGUACCAACGAGAGUUAUAAGCUGACCAUGCGUCCCUCUGACAACGUCCUCUAUGUCGACAUCACCGCGUACUCGUUUUGUGGCGCUAGACAUGGCUACGAAACGCUCUCACAGUUGAUAUGGAUAGACCCGUACGCGGGCUCACUUUUGGCUCUUGAAGCUGCGAGUAUUGAGGAUUCCCCAAAAUUCAAAUUCCGUGGCCUCUUGCUGGAUACGGCUCGCAAUUUCUUCCCUGUCAACGAAAUUAUUCGGACAAUUGACGCUAUGGCUGCGAAUAAAUUGAACACGUUCCAUUGGCAUAUCAGUGAUUCACAAUCGUUUCCUUUCAAACUUAAUAGUGUUCCUGAGUUAACACAACAUGGCGCAUAUGGCCCUGGUGCUAUUUAUACAUCUGACGAUGUCCGAAAUGUAGUGAAAAGAGCUAAGCUACGUGGUAUUAGGGUGCUCAUAGAAGUGGAUACUCCAGCCCAUGUGGGACGUGCCUGGUCAUGGGGACCAGCGGCAGGGCUUGGACCUCUAGCGCAUUGCGUAGAAGUUGAACCUUGGAGUGCGUACUGCGGCGAACCACCAUGCGGCCAACUCAAUCCCAAAAACCCUCACGUCUAUAAAAUCCUAGAAAAAGUAUACUCUGAAAUCAUUCAGUUGACUGGUGUUGAUGACAUAUUCCACCUUGGUGGUGAUGAAGUCUCUGAACGGUGCUGGACGCAGCACUUCAACGAUACGGAUCCAAUGGAUUUGUGGCUUGAGUUUACAAACCGAGCUAUGACGUCGUUGCAACGAGCUAAUGGUGGUAAAUUACCAGAAGUUACUUUAUUGUGGUCUUCACGGCUGACUCGGUCCCCGUACUUGGAAAGAUUGGAUAAGAAACGGUUUGCUAUUCAAAUUUGGGGAGCCUCGCGGUGGCCUGAAUCCCGAGCGGUUUUAGAUUCUGGCUUUAGAUCUAUUCUCUCGCACGUCGAUGCAUGGUAUUUGGAUUGUGGGUUUGGUUCCUGGCGAGAUAGCUCAGAUGGACAUUGCGGGCCAUAUAGAUCGUGGCAGCAAAUUUACGAGCACAGACCUUGGAUAGAAGAAAUGAUCGGCAUGGCCACUGGGGCAGAACCCUGGCGAAUCGAUGGUGGAGAAGUAUGUCUGUGGACAGAGCAAUCCGGUCCGGGUGGAGUCGACGCUCGUCUGUGGCCAAGGUCAGCUGCAGUCGCAGAAAGACUGUGGUCUGAUAGACCAGAAGGUGCAACUGCUGAUGUUUAUCUUAGACUAGACACCCAACGCUCAAGGAUGUUAGCCAAAGGAGUGGAGGCUAUGCCUCUAUGGCCAAGAUGGUGCACGCACAAUCCUAACGCUUGCCUGUAACGCACUUGAAAUCUCUUUAUACAAGUUUGAACAGGAUAACUAAAUUUUGUCUUUGAACAAAUAAUAUGAUGCUAAAAUGGUUAUCAUAGAACGGUUAAAUUAUCUUUAACUUGGCGUUUCGAGGGAAAAACGAAGUCGAUAAUACGAUAAUAAAUAAUGUGUGCGAUGUCGAGAUAUGCGAGACCAAGUAUUUCAGGUAGAAAGGCUAAUUAACUUAAAUCAAUGUACAUAAUCUAUGUUUUGUACAGAAUUGUAAUUAAGCGUAAGAAAUUAUUAGACUAAGCACUAACUUAGAUAGUUCAAUACGUUCAAAUGUAUCCGUACUGCCAAGUAGGUCACAAAAUUUGCUUAAAUUAUCAAUAUUAGUUGUGAAUCUAUAAAUCAAUUUUUUAUUACGUUAUUUUUGUUCGUAUGUUUAAGGCUGAUUAGUGUCACGAUAAUCGUCGGCACUGAUAUUUCAGAAUGUAUGACUGUCCUAAAAGCUUUAUAAAGGUCUGAUCGGCACUGAUAAACUGCUUGAUACUAAAAUAAGUCAAGUAAGUAAGAUUAUUUAGGAAAUCAAUUUAUUAGUAAUGUUGUCAAAACGAAUGAUACUCAUUAUUUUAGAGUAGGGUUGUAAUUUUGAUGAAAAUUAUUUAUAAAAGUAGAGUUUAGGUGUUGUGUUAGGUUUUAAUAUUCUAUAAACUCGUAACUACAAAACUGCAUUCCUUUCCACCGUCCCAAUGUAUUCUUUUCAAAUUUAACAAUUAUUUCAUUGUUCCCUUUUUAAAACUAAUGAAAUAUAGCAGACCUAAUAAUAUACCUUGAGACAGAUCAAUAUAAACAAAUAAAUUAUAUUAAGUAAUAAUAAAUCAAUUUUGCUUUACGCAGUAGGUAACCCUGUUCUAGUUUUGUAGUAUCUUUAUUAUGAUUAUCAAUUUAUAACAAAAAAAAUUUGUAUACAAAAUUAUUUAUUUUUUAUCAUAUUGUUUUUAUAGCGUUCUUAUUUGAGAUUUUAUGAGAUUAUUUUUAGACACUAAACGAAUGAACCACAAACAAUUACGGAAAACAAGAAUAAAAAAUGCUUUAUGUAUGAACCGUAUUGUAUACAGAAAUUAUUUAAGCGUGUCUGGUAUAACGCAGCAACUGCACAGGUACUCUGUAAGUUUGCAGUUUUCUUUCAAUAUACUGCGCUGUUGUCGCAAAUGUAUGGUAUUGUACAAAACUCAAUGUCAGGAUUUGCUAUUUGUAAUAACAGAGUACCGGUGCUGAUUUGAAAAAACUUGAAAUUAAUCUACACCGUGUUUUGUUUAUAAUUUUAUAAAUAUGAAUUUCAAUUUCAUCAAAGUACAAAAUUACGUUAAUAUAAACGAAUCUGUUAUUUUCCCUUUCUAUAAAGUUGUAUACGCUGUGAUGAAAAGAAAUAGUUCUUUGAGUGAUUUUUUUUAAUGUCAUAGUUUUUAGCCUAUUCGUGUGUUAAUACGUUAACAAGCACAACUUUGUACGUUUUGUAAGUAAUGUUUUGGUGCUAAAAGCAAUUUUGUUGUGUACUUCUAUUGAAUAAAAACAGUUUAAUCGA